Molecule: messenger RNA, 1808 nt
Organism: Stomoxys calcitrans (stable fly)
Lineage: Eukaryota; Metazoa; Arthropoda; Insecta; Diptera; Muscidae
Gene: Prp38
Product: pre-mRNA-splicing factor 38
Exons: 1
Coding region: 249-1202 (317 amino acids)
Cellular component (GO): precatalytic spliceosome
Source: RefSeq, a predicted model, not a curated record
AUCAAAAGGCCAAAUUUUGGCAAAAAAAAUCGUCAAAAAUAUAUAAAAUUGUCGAGUCUGGCAGCCCUGAUGCAGGGCCUCAUGUCGAAAUAAAUGAAACACCCUGUGUCGAAAUAAAUGCAACACGCUGUUAUUUGAAUGCCACCAUCUUAUACAAUUGUUGAUGUUACAACUGACAGCUUGAAGCAUUGUUUACAUUUUUUAUUCUUUCCCCUUUCAUAUGAAUAUAGUAAUGAAAUAUUAAAAUAAUGGCCAAUCGAACAGUGAAAGAAGCCAAAAAUAUACAUGGAACGAAUCCACAGUACCUCAUCGAGAAGAUUAUACGCUCCCGUAUUUACGAUUCGAAAUACUGGAAGGAACAAUGUUUUGCUCUCACCGCUGAGCUUUUAGUGGACAAAGCCAUGGAACUGCGCUAUAUUGGUGGAGUGUUUGGCGGCAAUAUAAAGCCGACACAAUUCCUAUGUUUAACUUUGAAAAUGCUACAAAUCCAACCGGAAAAGGACAUUGUGGUGGAAUUUAUUAAAAAUGAAGAGUUCAAAUAUGUGCGAGCAUUGGGAGCAUUUUAUUUACGCCUCACUGGCAGCUCAUUGGACUGCUACAAAUAUUUGGAGCCAUUGUAUAUAGACAAUCGCAAAUUGCGUCGCCAAAACCGGUUGGGACACUUUGAAAUUGUCUACAUGGAUGAAUUUAUUGAUGAAUUGCUACGUAGCGAUCGUGUGUGUGACAUUAUAAUGCCCCGCCUGCAAAAACGUGCUGUGCUGGAGGAGAACAAUGAGUUGGAACCGAAAGUUUCCGCUUUGGAUGAGGAUUUGGAUGAAGAAGUUAUGAGCGAUGAGGAAGCACCACCACCCGCUGAACAAGAUGCAAAACCACAAUCAUCGAGAAAAUUGCGCAAAGAACGUUCCAAAUCUUUAUCCUCUUCUCCUGAACGUAGAGAUGGUCCUGGACAAAGCAACCGUUCGCGUGACUACUACGAAAGUCUGGAUGAAUAUCAACGAGAACGUGAUAGGCGGGAGCGAAGAGAUAAAGAAAGAAGAAGAGAUGAUAGGGAUAGAAGAGGAGGUGGUGAUACUGGUGGCCGCUAUGAUGACCGCGAUUACGAGAGAGAUCGUGAGAAAGACCGUCGUCGUUACGACUAUCGUGAUGAUCGUAGGGCCGGAGGGGGAGGCCAUGAAAGAGAUCGUCGCGAUCGUAGGUACUAAAAAGUAAUCUUAAGUUAAUGCGACUUUUUUUUAUUAAACAAAAUCUAAUGUAUAAUACAAAAUAAAAUUUAAACAUUAUUUUUAAUUAUAUAUUGGGUUGCCCAAAAAGUAAUUGCGGAUUUUUCAUAUAGUUGGCGUUGACAAUUUUUUUCACAGCUUGUGACUCUGUAAUUGCAUUCUUUCUUCUGUCAGUUAUCAGCGUUACUUUCACCUUGCUUUAGAAAAAAAGUGUAAAAAAGUAUAUUUGCUUAAAGUUCAUUCUAAGUUUUAUUAAAAAUGCAUUUAAUUUCUUUUAAAAAAUCCACAAUUACUUUUUGGGCAACCCAAUAGUUUUUGUCAUGCAUUUGUUGUCAUACAUGUUGUUGGCUGUACUUUAGAACUUUAUCACAGAAUGAAAUUUAGGCAUUUUCCGAGGAAAUAUUGAAGGGUCAUUGAUAACAUUGUUGAGGCAGUUGAUUAACGUCGACAAAGAAUAAUGAAUGUACAAUAAAAUAACAGGAAUACGUGACCAUCAUCAUUUGGAUUGGAUUAAAAACUUUCAUAAUAUUUAUUUAUAACUUCUGAAUGAACACGUUAAAUAAAAAAAAACAAAAAUCUAACAUUUAA